AUGACCGUCAACGCCUUUUUCGAAGACGCAAUUCGUGUCACGCCGCAAGGCAACAAUACAUACAGGGCUAAUCUCCGACGGGAGUGGUGCAUUGGAACAGUUCCUCAUGGCGGUUACACCACUGCACUCAUAUACAAAUUAGCGGUCACUCAUUUCGAAUACGCCCAUCCUAAGCUGUACCCCACCCCCGCCACUCCCAUCUCUAUCCAACUUUCAUUCUUACGGCGCACAGCCGUCGGUCCCAUAACCCUAGAAGUGGAAGAUGUAAAGCUAGGCGCUCGUACCAGCACAAUCCACAUAAAGCUACUCCAAUCCUCGGAGAAGCAAAAGGAUCUUCUAGAGGUGAAGGUAGCGGGGUAUAUGACCGUGAGUCCUGCCUCAGCGGAAGUGGGAUUGAGCGCGCAAACAAGAUGGCAGCCAUACCCGAAGCCCGCGGCUGGAUCGUUGGCAGAUAGCGGUGUCGAUCUAGACAAGUUAGCUCGUACAGGCGAAGACGGGUUAUGGCGACGAAUGAGUUCGCGGUAUCCUAAUUUCCGACUUGCAGAGGGCCAAUUCGAGAUGUAUGGACCUGGAUCCGGGCUUGAACAGCAUCAACGGAAUGGGAUGAUGGCAAUUGAUCAGUGGAUGAGGUUUCGACCGGGUGGAGAUCAGAAUGGGAGGUGGACUGAUGCGGCGGUGGUUUAUCUUCUUGAUAUGUUUCCCAUGGCGCUUGAUGGAUUGGAUACUGCGGCCGUGGAAGCUGCGGAGGCGAAUGGGGAUGGUAGUAAGGCGAAGUCUUGGUAUCCGACUGUGACACUGAGUCUUGAUUUGAAGAAACGCUUGCCUCCUGGAGGGGUGGAGUGGCUUUAUUCUCGGAUUGACACAAAGGUGGUGAGCAAUGGACGGACGGACCUGAACGUUACGAUUUUGGAUAAAGAUGGAGAGGUUGUUGCGAUGGGGUCACAGGUUGGUCUGGUGGUCAGCGCAAGUCGGAAUUUUGGGAAUCGGAAGGCCGUGACAAAGUUGUAA
Penicillium malachiteum is the source of this 1008-nucleotide messenger RNA. Its product is annotated as thioesterase family protein. The record is from RefSeq and is a predicted model, not a curated record. NCBI's taxonomy places the organism in Eukaryota, Fungi, Ascomycota, Eurotiomycetes, Eurotiales, Aspergillaceae. Bases 1 to 1008 code for a protein of 335 amino acids. The transcript has 2 exons.